AAACGGAGUAUUUCUUUACCUUUACAAAAGAAAAUGAAAAUAAAACAAUUAAACUUUUAAGGAAGAUCAGAUAAGUAGUUGAAAGCCUUUAAUCUAGUAGUUGAGGACUGAUGAGAUUAAGUAGUGAGAGGAAGAGGCUUGAGGAGGAUCUCUAACAUUAAUCAAACUCUCUCAUCUUCCUCCUGCACUCCAACAAAAUCUUCUCGUCUCUCUUUAAACCAAUAGCACACAAUGGCACAUGAAACACCACCCACGCCCAGUACAAGAAAGAGGAUCUGCAGCUUAUUCUUGAUCGUUUGUGUCAUUGCAUGUAUUAUUGGUUUGGUCGUUUUUAUACUCAUCAACGAAUGCAAACGUCCGGCGCCAAAAGUAGAAUUAGCUUCUAUGGACUUCAUGGUGCUUAAUAUCACAUAGACUCGUCUUAGUGCAAAGUGGGAUUUGUCCAUAAGGAUCCCUGCAGAUCUUCCUGGUGACUAUAUAUGUCUUCAAGGAGACUUUCAAGUUUCAUUUCUUUACAAGAAUGUUACUCUCUUUACCUCACCUCCACAAAAGUAAGCUGUUUACUAUUAACAACCUCCGAUACCGCUGUCCUCAGCUUCUUAAAGUUUCUGUUGUUGUCUCCGACGAAAACAUUAGUUCGAUUGGAACAUACAUUAUGGAAGAUGUCAAAGAGAAGAAGCAAGUAACUUUUGGAUUGCAGUUUUCUCUUACCGAUUGCAGAAAAAAGACGUUAGGAGUUAUGAGUUAUGCAUGCUGUGGAGUCACCUUGAGGUUCGAACCCGGAUCUGAGAUGAAGGCGUCUGUGUUUGGAAAGCAUCCAAGGUACACAAAUUUCUGACCAAGUCCACGUCAACACCAGUAUAAUGUUAGAGUUUGCAAAGAUUUGACAUUACUUAAGGGCUUUAUUGAAUUAGAGAUUUAGUUUAUUUGUAAAUGACUUUAGAUUUGGUUCGACUUUAUUUAGGGUCUAAAGUUUAUUGUAUAACUGUUUAAUAUUUGUCAGGACUUAAUGAAGAUGUAAUGUUUAGACUUUGGUGUAUUUUGUACGACAUGCAUGAUAUAAUAAAGGAAUUAUCAUAAUUAAAUUGAACU
Molecule: messenger RNA, 1092 nt
Organism: Arabidopsis thaliana (thale cress)
Lineage: Eukaryota; Viridiplantae; Streptophyta; Magnoliopsida; Brassicales; Brassicaceae
Exons: 1
Coding region: 521-838 (105 amino acids)
Source: RefSeq, marked reviewed